AUGUCUAUUUUUUCAUCUUUGGUAAAAAAUAUUCAUGAAAAACUAAACUGUGAUAUUAGCUAUAUGGAUGAAAUUUACAAUAAUGAAAAACUAAUAUGUUUGGAUGUAAUCAAAGAGAUAUUGGAGAAUAAUACUUUCAAUGCGAAAGAAUAUAUGACUAAAUAUACGAUCUUUCACCAUUUUGUGGCAUCCUAUAGCUCUACUAAAAGAGAUACUGAACAAUAUCAUAGUGUACUCUAUAAAGAUAUAGAGGUGGCAAUCGAAGACUAUCUCAAGAUGGCAAUAGCCGAGCAACUUUCUUUUGAACAUUUACGCAGUGGUGGCGGCGGCGGCGGCGGUAGAAGAAAUGUUAGCACUAACACCAACACCAACACGACUACUACUACUACUACAGAUGCCGAUAUAGAUAUAGAUAUAGAUAGAAUAGCAUUCAAUUCAUUCCCCAUUGUGAUUGCUGGCUAUCGAAUUUUCAAAAGAGUAAUCAUUGAGUCGCUCACUGUACAAUCUAUCAUCUAUGAUAGUCAUCGAAAUAAUAUUGAAAGUAAUCUUGAAACUCUAUCUUUAAUCUUACAAGAGAUUAGUUAA
Heterostelium album PN500 is the source of this 585-nucleotide messenger RNA. RefSeq lists its product as uncharacterized. Lineage: Eukaryota; Evosea; Eumycetozoa; Acytosteliales; Acytosteliaceae. Bases 1 to 585 code for a protein of 194 amino acids. The transcript is spliced from 4 exons. The record is from RefSeq and is a predicted model, not a curated record.